AUAAUGGAUGUUCAAGAUUUUGAGAGUCUCUUACUAUACUACGGUCGCUCGGGACUUUUCCAUACCAUGCAAAAAACGGCGUUGGAUGGUUUAUCAAAGUAUCCGAACCAUUACGCUUUCCGACUGUAUAACGGAAUGUCCUUAGUAUUAGGCCAUAGAAUGCAAGAAGGUAUACGGGAAUUAAAUCCACUCAAAAGUGAUGCGGAAUUUGGUAUUGCUGCUAUUUUAGCAUUAUUGUAUGCACACAAUCGUUGCAGCGCAGUUGAUAAUGAAGCUAUACAAAGUUUGGAACAGCGACUCAAUGAGGACUUUAAUACAGCCGGCGCAAUGGCUUUUUACAACGCCAGUUUGUUCCUUUUCUUUGCAAAAUGUUUUAAUGAAGCCCGAACUUACAUAAACAAAGCACUAAAAAUAGAAAGCAAUCACGAAUAUUGUAUAAUUCUUCACGCAUGGAUUAAUAUAUAUCAGACAAAAGUAGAUGUAGAUGGUAAUAUUAUACAGAGAUUAGAGAAUAUUUUAUCACAUGUAAACAACAUUGACGCUACUCUGGCAUUGGUCCGAUGUUUCCAACUUCGUGGUCAAUUUGAAAAUGCCAUUAAUUGCCUUAUACGGCUUUCAAUCAGAUAUCCCCAACUGAAUAUACCGCUAAUUGUAAAAAUGGAGACCCAAAUUGCUGCAUUGAAAUGGGAUCAAGCGUAUGAAACAGCUCUUCGGAUAAUCAAUUUGGAGCCUACAAACAUAACUGCUCUACAAAUUAAGGCCUGCAUUCUUAUAGUACGCGAUGGUAACCUAAAAGGAGGAAUUUCUACUAUUCAACAACUUUUGGUUGCUACCGAACGAGUAGAGUUAGGAAAUAUGAAGCUCAUACUGAAUAUUUGUAAACUUGUUGUGCGUAUAUGUUCGCGAAAUACAGAUAUGAUUACACUGACCCUCCGUUUUAUAGACAAAAUAAUACAAGCAAACCCUACCUAUACCGAAAGCAUAGUCGAACUGGGCUAUCAAAGAAUGCUUCUUGGAAACAACAAUGAAGCUGCUAUUUGCUAUCGUUCAGCAACUAAAAUUGAAACCAACAAUUUUAAUGCCUUGUGCGGCUUGACAUUGUGUCAAAUUAUGGAAAAUGGACGUUCGGAGCAAGUUCUUCAGCAGAUUGAUUAUUUGUGUGACAAAAUGGCAGGCGAAGAACAUCCGUUGUUGGCACUGCUGCAGGCAAAAGUUGCUAAAAAAAGUGAUGACGCAAUACAAAUUCUUACGAAUGCCACAGAGAAGCACAUGCGUAAUUUAGAAGGCGAAUUAUUCGGACCCGAAUAUCUUCUGAAAUUAGAUCCUGAGUUUCUACUUGAAAUUACAUCGGAAUUUUUACGUCACUCACCUUUACAAAUGAAUAUUAAACAAGGAUUAAACCUAAUGCAGGACACGGUACAUAUAACAUUAAAACAUUGCAUUUCGAUUUUGGAACUCAUUCUUAAAUAUUGUCCUGCUCAUAUCAAUGCAAUUUUUGUACGUGCAAAAGUGCAUUUUAUGUGCAGUGAACCCCAUCUGGCAUGUUCCUUAUUGCAACGAAUUGUCAAUGAUAUUGAUUCAACAUACACGGAUGCCUACUUGCUUCUAGCACAAGUUCAAAUACAAAACCAACAGUACAUAAAGGCGUUACAAUAUCUGGAGAUGGCACUGUCUUUUAAUUUUGCUGUACGCGAAGAUCCGAAAUAUUAUCUUCUCUUAGGUAUUGCCCACAGACAACAACAACAGUAUUCAGAAGCCCAAAAGAGUUUUAUGUCUGCCAUACAUAUUUUGGGAAAUGAAUCAAGUUCAUCUGGGGGGAAACCCCAUCAAGGAACACACAAUAACUUCACUGUGGCAGAUAGAGUAACUUUGUAUUUGGAACUCAUUGGUACAUAUAAGGAUAUAGGAGAUGCUCAAGGUGUAUACGAGAGUGAACGAUUAUUGCAAUUUGCUAUGGAGGAGUUCAAUAAUACUACGGAGGAAGGACGUCUAGUUAUCGCACACGCAGAAUUCAUGUUGCAAAAUGCUAAUGUGGACAAAGCCAUAGAGUUGCUAUCGGCAAUACAACCCGGACAAUCUUAUUUUAUACAGGCCAAAACACAUCUGGCGAAUAUUCAUUUACAUAAUCGCAAGGAUCGAGUAGCAUUUGCAAGAUGUUUUAAGCAAUUGGUUGAGUCAUGUCCUGAGGCCCAGAGUUAUUUGAUUUUAGGACAGGCAUAUAUGUCAAUUCAAGAACCGGUUUUAGCAAUCAACGCAUACCAGAGGGCAUACGAAUUGAACCCACAAGAUUCAAAUUUAGCCAAUAAAUUGGGUCGUGCUUAUAUAAAGAGUCAUCAAUACGCAAAAGCCAUAUCAUUUUAUCAACAUGUCAUCAAAACGCAUCAUAACUUGAGUUUGGACUUGGCCGAACUUUUCCUGAAACUAAAAAAAUAUGAGGAUGCCCGUGUUAUAUUAGAGGAACCUGAUGAUUCGAUUCAAAUGGAGCUUUUGGACACGGACGAACUUCAACUCAGAACAAAAAAACUGUUGCUAUUAGCACGCGUUCAUGAGAAGGCUGGCUUUGAUGACUUGACAAUGGCUACUUUAGCCAAAGCAAAAGAAAAUGAAAACAUUCUUCAAAAGCGCUCUUCAAUACAUCAAACUGGAAAAGGCAAUGACCGAGAUAAAAUGCUAUCCAAAAUUUGUUUACUAAUGGCACAGCAUUGCACUAAAGUAAGAAAUGUAGAACAAGCUCUGGUCCACCUAAAAGAAUGUUUGAAAUACGACCCCAAUGAUAUUGAAGUGUUGAUUCCACUCAGUCGUGUUUACACCCAAAUGAAUUCUAUGGAAUUGUGCCGCGAUGUAUGUAUGCAAAUUUUGCAAAUCGAUUGUAAUAAUGAAGCUGCGUCUGUGAUAAUGGCUGAUCUGUCCUUCCGCAAGAUGGAUUUUGAAAACGCCACAUAUCACUUCUCGCAACUUUUACUCUCACAGCCUUGCUAUUGGACGGCUUUAGCACGGUUAAUAGAAGUAAUGAGACGUUCAGGAUCUUUAACGGACUCUACUUUAUUUUUGCAAAAAGCUGAACAAGCAACUGCUUAUCCAGAUACAUGUCCUGGUUUAAAUUAUUGUCGUGGUCUUUAUGAAUGGUAUAACGGUAAUCCCAAUGGGGCCCUACGACAUUUUAACGUUUCCCGAAGAGACAACGAGUGGGGUCCACAAGCUAUAUACAACAUGAUUGAAAUAUGUAUAAAUCCUGACGGUGACAUACCCACUGGAAACGAUUGUUUGGAAAGCGAAGAUAAUGGAGAACUAAGUGAUGCGCGCAUUAUAGCAUUACGUACUGCCGAACGAUUAUUGAAAGAGCUCCGACCACGUCCAACAGUUAUGAACAACGAAGCAAUAAAUCAUCGACUAUUAAAAAAUUUUCUAAAAUUGGCUUCUAAACAAAAAUUCCAAAUUGAAUCAGCCCUACAAGAUUUUCUUGAACUAGCUAAUAAAGACGACAUUCAAGGGAGUGUUGGACCCAUUCUUGGCGCAGCAACGGCUCUGGUUCAAUUAAAACAGACACAACGCGCAAAGAAUCAUUUAAAACGCAUAGUCCGUGUAAUUUGGAAUUUUGAAGAAGCUGAGUAUUUAGAGCGCAGUUGGCUGUUAUUAGCCGAUAUAUACAUUAAUUCCAACAAAUUGGAUGUCGCCGAAUCAUUAGUUUUAAAAGUUCUACAACAUAAUAAAUCAUGUUCUAAAGCUUAUGAAUUAGCAGGAUAUAUAUCGGAGAAGUCUCAGCUUUAUCGAGAUGCAGCUAAAAAUUAUCGUAGCGCAUGGAAUUGCAAUGGAAGCUCUAAGCCACAUAUAGGAUAUAAAUUGGCUUAUAACUACAUGAAAACAAAGCAGUACGUUGAAGCAAUCGUAAUAUGCCAGCAGGUGCUGAAGUUACACCCGGAUUAUGUUAUAAUUCAAAAAGACAUACUAGAAAAAUGUCGGAAUAACUUAAGGCAGUAA
Messenger RNA from Musca vetustissima, 3978 nucleotides. Its product is annotated as tetratricopeptide repeat protein 21B-like. NCBI's taxonomy places the organism in Eukaryota, Metazoa, Arthropoda, Insecta, Diptera, Muscidae. The transcript has 6 exons. The record is from RefSeq and is a predicted model, not a curated record. Gene Ontology annotation, molecular function: protein binding. Gene Ontology annotation, biological process: protein localization to cilium; intraciliary retrograde transport. Bases 4 to 3978 code for a protein of 1324 amino acids. Gene Ontology annotation, cellular component: intraciliary transport particle A.